AUGAAGCGAGCAGUCCCACAACUGGGGAGGAGCUUCAAUGAGAGUUUCUGCUCUCAGAAGACGUCGACGAUUACGAAGAGACCAUGUCUUGUAAACUACAAAAUCAGAUAUGACGGGGCAGCUCAGCGGCGGCACAAGUCAAACCUCAACACCUCGCCACCAUCCACUGCUACAGAUAGUCUCCCACUAUCGGGUCUAAGAGUAUUGGACCUGUCUCGCGUGCUAGCAGGGCCAUUCUGCACACAGAUCCUGGCCGACUACGGCGCCGAAGUGCUCAAGGUUGAGCAGCCUGGCGUCGGAGACGAGACUCGACAGUGGCGCACGGCCAAUGAAUCUCCCAUGUGGAAAGACGAGUAUCCCCUGAUGAGCCUGUAUUUCGCAGCUGUGAAUCGGAACAAAAGAUCUGUGACGCUCAAUCUGAAGUCCCCAGAGGGUGUUGAGAUUGUGAAGAAACUCGCUAGAGAGAGUGAUGUCGUGGUGAAUAAUUUUGUGCCGGGGAAGAUGAAUGCCAUGGGUUUGGGGUAUCAAGAUCUCCGGAAGGAGAAUGAGCGCAUUAUCUACGCGAGCGUUAGUGGCUAUGGCUCUACUGGACCGAGUAAGGAUCGUGCUGGGUAUGAUGCUCUCGCGCUCGCUGAGGCUGGUUUGCUGCAUAUUACGGGAGAAGGUUCAAGGCCGCCUUCAAAACCUGGUGUCGCGAUUGCGGAUCUCUGUACCGGGCUGUACUCCCAUGGCGCAAUUCUGGCAGCUAUUGCACAGAGAGAGCGUACAGGAGUUGGCUGUAAUAUCGAGGGAAGUCUGUUCGAGAGCUCCCUGACACUAUUGAUCAAUGUUGGACUGGCGAGUAUGAAUCUUGACCGGGACAAGGAGCCAAAGGCCAGGAGACGAGGAAAGAGGUUGGGACUUGAACACCCAAAUCUAGUACCUUAUGGUGGUUUUGAGACCAAAGACAAGAAGAUGGUGUAUGUUGCAGCGAACAACAGACGACAAUGGGACGGUUUCUGCAAACGACUGCAAGUCCAAGGGCUUGGUGAAAAUACACGUUUUCAUUCCAAUGACGGUAGGGUAGCAAAUCGGGAAGAGAUCAAUGCUAUCCUGCAGAAGAGAUUCAAGGAGAAGACCAAAGAUGAAUGGAUGCAGGUGUUCGAGGGCAGUGGUUUGCCAUAUGGAGCUAUCAAUGAUGUGGUUGAGGCAGUUGAACAUCCACAAGCACUGGCUCGAAACAUGAUCAUGGAAGUCGAGGAUUUUGAAGCGGCUAGGGAUGGGGUUCUGAGAAUGAUCGGACCAGCGAUGAAGUUCGAAGGUGCCAAAAUGGGCGUUCGCAUAAAACCACCACUGUUGGGUGAGCAUACUGAUGAUGUUCUUUCCGAGUUGGGAUAUGCUGCUUCAGAUAUCACAGGACUUCGCGAGACUGGAGUCAUAUAG
Messenger RNA from Exophiala bonariae, 1422 nucleotides. RefSeq lists its product as uncharacterized. The coding region runs from base 1 to 1422 and encodes 473 amino acids. NCBI's taxonomy places the organism in Eukaryota, Fungi, Ascomycota, Eurotiomycetes, Chaetothyriales, Herpotrichiellaceae. The transcript has a single exon. Gene Ontology annotation, molecular function: catalytic activity. The record is from RefSeq and is a predicted model, not a curated record.